Messenger RNA from Lithohypha guttulata, 792 nucleotides. RefSeq lists its product as uncharacterized. Lineage: Eukaryota; Fungi; Ascomycota; Eurotiomycetes; Chaetothyriales; Trichomeriaceae. Bases 1 to 792 code for a protein of 263 amino acids. The transcript has 2 exons. The record is from RefSeq and is a predicted model, not a curated record.
AUGCAUUUCUCAACUACAGCUAUUGUGCUAAGCACCCUCGCCGCUGGACAGGCCCUCGCUGCUUCCAUCCUUCCCCACGCCCACGGCCAUGCUCACCAGCAAGGCAAGCGUCACAACAACGCUGUCCGUCACGUAGAGUUCAUGAAGGCUCAGAGUGAGCGACGAGAUGCAGCUCUCCUUAGUGCCACCGACAGUAGCUUGCUCACCACUUUGGGCUUUACAAGCUCUGGUACAAAUGCUGUUGCGUCCAGUGCAACCGUCCCAUGGCUCGGAAACGAUGGUAAAUGGACCAAUGAAUUCACAAAUGAGUCUGACGAUGAUAUCGUCCUCGCUGUAUGGGGUCCAGUAGGAUCAUGGGUUAACAACGUCAAGCCACAAAUCACAGUCUCGAUUCCAAAGGGUGGAAGCAAAACUGUCUCCUUCCCUGAUGGUUGGUCCGGCGCUUGGGCUCCUGUACACAAAGGCACAAAACUGGUUAUGGGCCAGAUCUACGAUACCUGGGGUGAAGCUACAUUCAGUGCGCCUUUCAGUGUUGCUGAUGUUUCACGAGAAGUCAACAUGAAAGGUCGAAGCAUGACCAUUGUUACUCCAACAUGCACAUCAGACAUGAACACUUGUGUCUUCAAGUGCGAUGGCGGUGUUGAGACAUGCAUGACUGGCUACUCGCUUGUGAACUGUGCAACCAACUCUCAACCUGGCGCCUACUUUGGCUACGACUACUUGGGUGCUGCUAGUGGCGGCUGUGGUGGUAUGGGCAACAGUGCCAACCUCAAGACCAUCCUUGGCAACUAA